Molecule: messenger RNA, 2415 nt
Organism: Lycium barbarum (goji berry)
Lineage: Eukaryota; Viridiplantae; Streptophyta; Magnoliopsida; Solanales; Solanaceae
Product: aspartyl protease family protein 2-like
Exons: 1
Coding region: 274-1881 (535 amino acids)
Biological process (GO): proteolysis
Molecular function (GO): aspartic-type endopeptidase activity
Source: RefSeq, a predicted model, not a curated record
AAAAGCCAGAGUUCAAAGUCGCUCUUCAAACAUCAAACUCCUUUUAUAAGCUCUCUACCAAAGCAAAAUACAUGAAUCCAACUUUUUUUCCUCUCUUUCUCCCCCCAUGACAAAACCCAUCUUCUCUUCUUACCCAGCAGUGCCCACAUUUUUCUCACUUUAAUCCAAUUAUUUAGUCUUGGUUUUCUUGAUUCAGAGUAACUGUAUUGAAAUCAAGAAGCUGAAUCCUUUUACGUAGUCUUUUUUUUUUGGUUCUUUUUUAGACUAGUAGUAAUGGUGACAAAGUUCGUUAUUUUUGUUUUGGUUUUCUUGAGGUUAUUCUCAUUUGGUUUUGUAGCCUCUAGGGAACUUCAUCACAAUUUUGUGAUCAAUACAAACUCUAAUGCUACUGGUAUUGAAUUCCCUCAACAUCCAAGUUUCAAUGUUGUUUCUUCUUCUGGCAACUCGGGUUGCACUCAUGGCACAACAUCCAAGAAUUCAACAAAUGAAGAAGAUGUUAUGGUAUUUGGAGACCAAACAAGAAAAGCUGUCAAGUUUCACCUAAGGCAUAGAUUAGCUGGUCAAAAUAUAGAAGCUAAAGAUUCUGUUUUUGAGUCCACAUCAAGGGACUUAGGUAGAAUUCAGACAUUGCAUACAAGGAUUGUUGAGAAAAAGAAUCAAAACUCUAUUUCAAGAUUGGAAAAAAAUAGUGAAAAAGAAUCAUCUUCAUUUGAACUUUCAGGCAAGUUAAUGGCAACUUUGGAAUCAGGGGUAAGUCUUGGAUCAGGAGAGUAUUUUAUGGAUGUUUUUGUUGGUACACCUCCUAAACACUUUUCUUUGAUUCUUGAUACUGGUAGUGAUCUUAAUUGGAUUCAAUGUGUACCUUGUUAUGAUUGUUUUGAACAAAAUGGUCCUCAUUAUGAUCCUAAAGACUCAAGUUCUUUUAGGAAUAUAAACUGUCAUGAUCCAAAGUGUCAACUUGUUUCAUCACCUGACCCUCCACAGCCUUGCAAGAGUACUGAGAAAAACCAAACAUGCCCUUAUUACUAUUGGUACGGAGACAGCUCGAAUACAACUGGUGAUUUCGCGCUCGAAACAUUUUCGAUUAAUCUCACGACACCUAGUGGGAACUCGGAAAUCAAGAAGGUGGAAAAUGUGAUGUUUGGUUGUGGUCAUUGGAAUAGAGGUUUGUUUCAUGGUGCUACAGGUUUGCUGGGACUUGGUAGGGGACCACUUUCGUUUUCAUCUCAGCUUCAAUCUUUAUAUGGACAUUCUUUUUCGUAUUGUCUGGUCAAUAGGAAUAGCGAUUCCAGUGUCAGCAGCAAACUGAUUUUCGGUGAAGAUAAGGAGCUUUUGAAACAUCCAAACCUGAACUUCACUUCACUUGUUGGUGGAACGAAAGAAAACCCCGCAGAAACAUUCUACUAUGUACAGAUAAAAUCAGUCAUAGUUGGAGAUGAAGUGCUAAAAAUACCCGCGGAGACGUGGAAUAUGUCUCCAGAAGGUGUUGGUGGCACGAUCAUCGAUUCAGGAACCACUUUGAGUUAUUUUGCCGAACCAGCAUAUGAGAUUAUAAAAGAUGCAUUUGUUAACAAAGUGAAGGGCUAUCGUAUUGUACAAGACUUUCCCAUUCUGAGACCAUGUUACAAUGUGUCUGGAGUGGAGAAUCUUGAAUUGCCAUCAUUUACGAUAGUUUUUGGUGAUGGAGCUGUGUGGAAUUUUCCGGUCGAGAACUACUUUAUUAAACUUGAUCCAGAGGACAUUGUUUGUUUGGCAAUUUUGGGUACUCCUCACUCUGCUAUGUCAAUAAUUGGUAAUUACCAACAACAGAAUUUUCAUAUCUUAUAUGAUACCAAAAGGUCCAGACUAGGAUAUGCACCAACAAGAUGUGCUGAUGCCUGAUAUGUUGACUAGUUUUUUUGGGGGGUGGAAGGUGGAAAACUGUAAAUACAGUGGGAGGUUAGAAGGAAUAUGUUCAUUUUUUUCCCUGAUUUUACUACUUAUAGUUAUAGAUACAAAAUGUAGGUUUAUAUGUCUCUUACCUUUUCAGGUGUGUAGAUGAUUAUUAUACAUUGUUUGACAGAAACUGGCUUCAAUAUAUAUAAUAAUUAAACUUUCAAGAACUUCUAUUUUCAUAUCUGAAUGAGUGCUUUUAUAAUUCGCUACAAUAUAGGGCGGUAGCGACAUACUUGUUUUUCCUAUUUGAAUGAAAGAGGGAAUUACCCAUCUAAUAGCCCUUUCUUCGACAACGGUCCAUCCAUGUAAGAUACACUUCUUAUCGGGCUUUCAUUUAAAUUAAGUACAAAUAAAGAAAAAUCCUAUCAAUAGAGAGUUUACAGAUGUUUUUCUAUUUUUCAUUGUAUAGAUAUCUCCACAAGUUUCAGCUGUUGAAUCUUCUGAAUGUCACACCUGCCAGGCCAGGCUCAUAAUGUCAAG